This is a messenger RNA of Linum trigynum, 5676 nucleotides long. Lineage: Eukaryota; Viridiplantae; Streptophyta; Magnoliopsida; Malpighiales; Linaceae. The record is from the annotation of a GenBank genome assembly.
CACUAGGCACUAACAAUGAAAUGCAUAUCAAUAUUGCAUGAAUUUUUCAGAUAUAUGGUGCCUUCUACGUUACCCCGAGUGAAAUCCGGGGUACCGCAUACCUUGAGUUUUUUUUUUUUUUUUUGACAAACGCAUACCUUGAGCAUACCUUGAGUAUGAAAACGAUAUCUAGACCUCGAAUUAGCAGGAUUUUUGGGCAUGAUACUACUAACCCUUAAUGAGUGAACCCUAGGUCCUAAUUAUCUAAAUCAUAAACUACAAACCCUAAGAUGGUGCAUUGAUUUUUUUGCCUGUAUAUGGACGAAUCAUAACCGUCGAUUAUUGUUUCUAAGUAAAUUGAUCUUGGGGUAUAAGAUUUAGAGAAUUAAGACCUAGAUUUUGAUCUUUAAGGGUUAGAGUAUAGUAUCAUGUCUGAACGAUUAGUCAAUUCAAGUUCUGGAUAGCAUUUUUUUAUUCAAGGUAUGCGGUACCCCAUAUUUCACCCUGGGUACCGUAAAACUCCCCAUAUAUGUAUAUAUAUAUGGUGGUUACUUCGCUACACUCAAUGCACCCAACUCUAAAAGGGUCCAUAGUACAUCAAAUUUUGAACUUUAAUUAGUACUCUCAAUCUAAUAUGAUGAAAUCAAUCUAUUACCCUAACCCCUUAACCUUCAAUUUUGAAUCCCAACCCAAAAUCCCAAAUUGUAAACCUAAAUCCUAACCCUAAAUCCUUCGAAUUAAAUCAAAUUUGGAAUGAUUUUUUUCUUCUAAUUCAUGUGCUUUUUGUUCAUUAUCUCAUAAGCAACAAUUGAUACCGUUUUGACAUGAAUCGCAUGCUCAGAAUGACAAUUAUAAGACAUGUGGUCUAUUAAAAAAAUCGGGAAUAAAAUAUCUAAAAUAUAGGAGAUAAAUUUAUACCCUUGUUUGUGUAAUUGUGUUAACACUAUAACAAAACUUAUAGUACAAUUAUGUUAUCUUAUUCCUUAUAUGUGAUUUCUUAUAUUUUCAUACACCUUUUUAUAUAAAUUAGAUAUUUUUUCUAUUAAUAUUUAAUAUGGUUCUAAAAUGCGUCCUAGGAACUCGUCUAACCUUGCUUAGAUGCAAGUCAGACGGAAAACGCCUUCUCUUGAUAAAAGACAGCGGAGAAAGCAUCACUAUCACAUUGUUACCUCGAUAACGUCUAAUCAACAUUGAGUUGCUCCUCAAAGCUCACAGAAAAACUGAAAGUUGAUGCCCGAUGACUAGCCAUAUGAUUAGAGUUGCCCGAUGAUUAGGGUUGCAAAUGAGUCGAGUCGAGUUUUACCUCAGCUUGAGCUCGACUCGUUAAUAAACGAGUCGAGCCGAGUCGAGUUCGAACUAGCUUGUUUACUAAAAUCUUGACUUUUAUUUGGUACUUCAUUUUGUAUAUCAUGAUACAUAUGAUUUAUUUUGUUAGCUAAUCUCAUAUUAUACUUUAUUGGUAUCAUAUAUCAUUUAGUUAAUAAAUUUUAACUACUCCAAAUCAUGUUAUUUCAUAGUAUUUAAGCAAUUUAUGAUACAUAAUUUUUUUUAAAGUAGAAAAUAAGAUAUAUUUUCUCCCAUACUCAAGUACUCGUUAAACUUUAUAUAUGGUGAGAUAUAUUAUUUAACAACCAUAUGAAUUAAAAUCAUAAGAUAUAGAUUGAUUUGUCCAUAAGUUGGUAAUCGAGUUGGCUCUCUAGCCACAUGUUGAGACAUAUCAUGAGCUCUAAUCAAGCCAACUCACGAGUUUAGCUCAACAAGCCACCGAGUCGAGCUAGCUCGCGAGCUUCACGAGCUGAACAAAACUUAGCUCGUGUUCGGCUCGUUUAUUAACGAGCCGAGUUUCGAACGAACUUUUGUCGAGUCGCUCGCGAGCAGCUCGACUCAUUUGCCGCCCUACAUGAUACAUUGCAGACCUGAUUUGGGGAACAGAGACACAAACAGAGUCCCCUGAGGUCGACCUCAGAAUACCCAAUUUCAAAAUACAACUAAUAUAUAUGUUGAAAGAAUACGACUCAACCAUAAACAAUAAACUCCUAUAAAAAAAACCCCAUAAACAAUGAACAUUGAAGAAAGAAAAUUCACAAACCCCCAAACCCAUUUUAAUUUAACAAAAACAAAAGGCGGCCACCCCAGAAGCUUAUCAUUUGGCCAUGAAAGAAGCCAUUCUUUCUUCCCCAUAGCAUGUGCCACUUCUCAGAAGCCAUUAUGACCAAUCCAAACCCCUUUCUCCUUGUUCCUCUAUUUAAACCCUCCUCCCAUCCCUUCUUCCCCUCCACGCCACAACUCCAAAGAAACAACAACAACAGAUAAUAAACUCUCUUCAUUCCUCAUUCAGUCAUUUCAUCGAACACUUUUCUUCUCAAUCCCCUGUUUCUCUACCUAAAGAUGUUCACCGCCACUUGUCUCAACACCGACUUACCCACCAUGUUUCCAACUUCCGGCCGCGAAGAUUUCUUCUUCUCAUCUUCCCGCCGCUGCAUAUGGGUUAACGGGCCCGUCAUCGUCGGCGCCGGGCCUUCCGGCCUUGCCGUCGGAUCCUGCCUGAAAAGAGAAGGCGUCCCUUUCAUCGUCCUCGAGCGGGCCAACUGCAUUGCCUCUCUGUGGCAAAACAGGACCUACGAUCGCCUCAAACUUCACCUCCCCAAGCAAUUCUGUCAGCUACCCAAUUUCCCUUUCCCCGAAGACUUUCCAGAGUACCCUUCCAAGUUCCAGUUCAUCACCUACCUGGAGGCCUACGCCAAGCAUUUCGAAAUCACCCCCAAUUUCAACGAGACCGUCCAAUCCGCCAAAUACGACGAGACGUUUGGACUGUGGCGGGUGAAGACCGUUUCCAACAGCGGGCCUAUUCCGAUGGAGCUCGAGUACAUCUGCCGGUGGCUGGUGGUGGCCACCGGAGAGAACGCUGAGAAAGUGGUGCCGGAGUUCCAAGGGUUGGAGAAAUUUUCCGGCCAUGUCAGCCACGCUUGCGACUACAAAUCCGGCGAGGGUUACCGCGGGAAGCGUGUUCUUGUCGUCGGGUGUGGGAAUUCCGGCAUGGAAGUGUCCCUCGAUCUAUGCAACCACAAUGCCAGCCCGACAAUGGUGGUCAGAAGCUCGGUUCAUGUAUUGCCAAGGGAGAUUUUCGGGAGAUCGACCUUCGAGCUGGCAGUAACCCUGAUGAAAUGGAUGUCUCUGAGGAUGGUGGACAGAGUACUUCUGGGUAUUGCCAGGCUGAUGCAGGGGAAUCUGGAGAAGUAUGGACUAAAAAGGCCCAGCCUUGGGCCAUUGGAGCUCAAGAACGUGGAAGGAAAGACUCCAGUUUUGGACAUUGGGGCGCUGGCGAAAGUGCGAUCUGGUGAGAUUAAGGUUGUCCCUGGGAUCAAAAAGUUCAGUAGCGGGAAAGUGGAGCUUGUCGAUGGCCAGAUUCUGGAGAUCGAUUCCGUGAUUCUGGCAACUGGGUAUCGCAGCAAUGUUCCUUCAUGGCUUAAGGAGAAUGACUUCUUCUCAGAAGAUGGGAUUCCAAAGGAUCCAUUCCCAAAUGGGUGGAAAGGGAAAGCAGGGCUGUAUGCAGUUGGGUUCACAAGGAAAGGGCUCUCAGGUGCAUCUCUGGAUGCCAUUAGUGUGGCAAUGGAUGUUGCCAAGAACUGGAAAGAAGAGACCAAACAGAAGAAGAAGACAAUGGCUGCCAAGCACAGGAGAUGCAUUUCCCAUUUCUGAGGAAAAAGCUUUUUUUUCCUUUUCUUCUUAUUUUAGAGCUUUUGGUGGUCAGUUGGAACAGGAUAGUUCCAUAACCUCUUUUCUUUUUUUUUUUUUACUUGUGUUAUGGGUGUAGAAAUAACUAUAGGGAAAAGAAAGAAAGAGCUGCAGCAGCUUAAGUAAUUAGCCCUCUCCUAAAGAAAAAGAAAAAAAGCCCAAGAAGUGCACAUAUUUUGGGCCCUCUAUUUUUCCUUUCCUUUUUUUAUGAACAAAGGAAGAUGAGGCUGGUUGGUUUUGCACCUUUUUUUUUAUCUUGUCACUAUUUGUUUUUCUCUUGUAAGAGCUCUUUUUGUUCUCUCUUAAGGAACUUUGUAUUUGAGAGUUCUCACUCUUUCUAAGUGAAAUGAAAAUGAUAAUUCUCUAAUCUAUAUUCUUUGUUCUUGUAAAACAUACAUUUUACAUGCUCCGAUGAAUAAAAUUGAAAAUGACUUAUCAAAGGCCCUAAAUUCGGAGGAGUUGUUCUAAAAGCAUAACGCUAGAUUUGUUGGUUUUGUGAGGAUGACUAAAACACGAUGUAUUUUCAUUUGAUUACUCAAGCAAAACAGGUAUACCAACUUCUAUCAAUGAAAGGAAGGAGUGUCCACAGUUUCGUUUAAAGAGACUACAACAUCGGGGCAAACUAUUGGUAUACUAAUGAGCAUGCUCAUCGUCCAGCCAAUAACAAAGCAAUCACCGCUAUCAAGUCAAGUUGUAGUUCUUCUACAUCAAACUUGUCAAAGCCAAGUGUUAUAGUUCUUCUCCUCCCUUCCUCUGUUGACCAAAUUCCGGCGCGCAAUAAAUAAAACCAAUGGUUUUGUGGCCCUCUGUUUUCAUGCUCUGCGUUUCUGCCUUCUUGCACAUGGGAACGAUUCAGCAAAAAAACAAUAGUAGUAAUCCAAGUGAAGAUGCAGUUUGCAAUUUUCUCCUUCUCGUUUUUCUAGUAAAAUUAUAUCAUAAUAAUAAUAAUAAUUUCGAAUUCGUCUUCCAAGUCUACUCAGCCGGAUGAACGCGAAAAUCCAUGUGAGUUUAUACAAUAUCAUUAGAAAUUAGAAUGAACAAUUAAUUAGUUUGGUUCAAUUGACAACCAAAAAAAAAAAAGGAAUCCUAACAAAUACAUGUUUAAUGUAAUGAAUAAUCUGAUACAUUAGUCUACGGACAAGAGAGAUCAAUUUCACCAUUUUAAAGACAAAAUAUAUUAUUGUACGAUUAAAGUUAGGUUUUAGAGGAGCAUUCUCUGAACACCAAAGGAAAAAAGUUUAAAAUGGGACUAAAAUAAAUAGUAAGUGGUAUCGUAAGAUGAUCACAUUACACCACAAGUUAGGAAUCGACCCGCAAAACACUUCAUAAUUCAAUCCAGUCGCAGGGGCGGACGCAUUUGUUAGAGAUGUAUGUUAGCCGAGAUGCCUCCGCCCGAUUUUUUUUUUUAAUGUUAGAGACUCAGGUUUCAUCGUUACAACAAAAAAAAACUCGAGACCUCUGAUACAUGUCUGACAAUUGUAACCGACAAACCUUCUUCACACAACAAGAAAUUUGUGGUCAUAAAUUAAUUGAAAUAUAUAAAUAUAUAUUCUUCAUUUUAAUUAACUAUAACAAAUUAAAUUAUUAUUUUAUUUUAUGUAAAAAAAAAAACCUACUAGCCAUCCCCGCCUUAAUAAAAUGUCGUGUUCCCCUUACUCCUUUUAAUUACACUUCUCCUGUUUUGAUUAGACAAAAAUGAAAAAUUCAUCUGGCUAACACUAAAAAUCCGUUCAUCCCCUUACCCCCUUUUAAUUCACAUUUCCUCCUCUUCUUUUUUGUUUGCCUGAGUGUGAGGAGGAGGAAAAAAUUCUCCAAUCCCUGCCUCGCAGCUCUCUGUCUUCCGUUCCACCCUUCAAUUAUCGACAUCCGUCCAACCUCAUUUUUUGUUCAAACUUCCACGUUGACGUCUACUGUCACCCUUCUAUCUUCCCAUUCCAGCUUUAAAAAACCUAUUGGAAGUUA